Messenger RNA from Pantherophis guttatus, 3863 nucleotides. RefSeq names its product solute carrier family 35 member G2 (gene SLC35G2). The record is from RefSeq and is a predicted model, not a curated record. Lineage: Eukaryota; Metazoa; Chordata; Lepidosauria; Squamata; Colubridae. Gene Ontology annotation, cellular component: plasma membrane.
CAACUGCCCUGAGGCUGUGGCGGAGUUUUGUGCAUUGCUGACGAGCAUUGCUGCCGUCUCUGUGAUUGUGAUUAGCAAUUGACAAUUGGCAGGGCAACCGCAAUUGCACGCUCGGAAGGACCGUUUGUCUGCAGAAAGGACGGCCUGAUUCAUUUUGAAUCCACAUUGUUGUGUUGGGAGAAAUAUUGUGUAUUAACUUGUAAAAAAAAAAAGCUACUGAGACACACCGUAUUGGUAGAAGUACAGCAGUUCCUAGUCCAGGAUUGCUCUCAGGACAGGACUGGCAGUUUAACAGAAGGAAGAAGAAAUAAUUAAGCUGUUCACGUUUUCUUGAAAAAGGCCGUGUUUUCACUCAUCCUGACAUACAGCUUAUUUAUUAAACGGAUGACAGUUUCUGGGUUUGCAUAGCAUAUGUAAAGCAAUCAGGGUCGGGCAUGUGUGAAGCAAGUCACAGUGAUGGGAAGAUGUGAACAUGACGUCGCAGUGUGUACUUUGCUCAUGGAUACUCGAGCUCUGAUAUCUGAAUAUAAGUACUUAAAUUGCAGGAUUUGUGUUGUGAUCGCUUUGUGUUCCCAUCCUAUUGUGCCCUAAUGGCUUUGGACCACAGUCUUGGAAGGAAAGCUGUGUUUUGUUUUCUUGCUAUAUUUUCCAACCCAUAAUUUAAGGUCAUCUUCAGAGAACAUGCAGUUAGUGGCUAUUUGGAAUCAGGCUUUUUCAUGGGUGAUACCACCCUAACUUUGAAAUCCCCUCCCAAUAAGUUUGGAGCCAUCUUACUGUUUUACAAUGCCAGGCCUUGAAUUCUUGUUCUUCUAAGUCACCUAAUAAUGUGCUAAUUGCCAUUGUGACUUUUUUUUCUACAAUUUUUACAUUUUUCUAUUAUGUUACUGGUUAUCAGUGUUUAUUUAAUAAAAUGUAUUACUGUAUGUUUUUACUGCUUUGUUUUAGUUUAUUGUUAUAUUUGUAAUUUUUAAUAGUAAACCAUUCUGAUAUAUAUUUCAACAAAAAGUAGUAUAGAAAUGUUUUCAACAAAUAAUUUUAAAAACAAUGUUUGAUUUUACCAGUUUUCAAAUCACUGGUUUGCAUUGUACUGAGAGGUUAAAAUCUAUAUAUGUGGAAGAGUAAAUCCACUUAAUUCAGUGGUACUUUUGCGUAGACUUAUAUGGAUAAGGCUGUUAAUAAUUGAUGAAUAAUUGUAUAUGAAUGAAGCAAAUGAAAAUCAAGGGUAGGUGGUUUUUUUAUGUACAAUAUUUUGAAGGUUAUGUCAAUCUUUAAGAUUAUGUUUUUUCGCAGGGAUUCAGAUUAAUUGCCUCAUAGCACUGUUACUUUUGGUGAGGCUCUAGCAAGAGAAAAAACUAUUUAAUCAUCCUAUUCACUUAUUAACCAACUGACCAGGAGGGAUAAAUCAGUAACUCUCUUAAGCACUUUUGUUUUCAAUCUCAACAAUGUUUAAUUCAGGAAAGUCCAGCUAUUGAUGAAUAGGUAACAUCUCAGCUAAACAUGUGUUUCACUGCCGGAAUAACUAGUAAAAGCAAUACUGAUUCCACUCCGCAGUCCAAAAUGAAGGUGUUGUCAAAUGCCCUUGAGCUUUGCUGAGCAUGCUCACUUGCCUCUAAUGUCAUCAGUGCAUUUGAUUCUUUAGUUGUAUUCUCCUCUCUUUUUCUGUGAAGGCAGAUGAGAGAGUAGCAAAAAGAUCUACACUACAGCUUCAACAUAAAUCCAGAACGGACACCAUUUGCUCUAUUUUUGACUUUCCAGUUCAAAGGCAACAAUACCCAGGUCUAUUUUCUAUGAAUUUAGAAGGCAGAAAUGGAUACACAACUGAAUGUUGCAGAGCAGCUUUCUUAUCCUUAAUAUACUUGGCCUUUGGUUAUUUUGUUAUACAACGCCCUCUAACAAAAGUCCUUAUUAUCUUAUGAAAUGGAUUCUUCCAAGCAAUAUCCAGUGAAAAAACGAGUGAAAAUUCAUCCAAACACUGUGACAGUGAAAUAUAGUUCUUAUUAUCCACAGCCUGGAGAAGAAAGUAAUGAGAAACUGAGUGACGAUAAUGAGAGUUUUACAGAAGAUAAUCCAAAAAGAAGAUUGUUGAGUGAUGGACAACGAACAGGAAAGUCUUUCUUUGGAACAAUUGACAUUCCAUUUCAGACAGGACAGAAGCUAGAAGUCAACAAGAAUGAACAAGGCCAAGAUUUUAUAGAGGGAAGCAUUUUUCAGUCCAGAAAAACAUGGGCUGUUCUUUUUGGAUCUGCUUUGGCCCAUGGUUGUGUAGCUCUGAUAACCAGACUUGCUGCCGAUCGUUCCAAAGUGCCAUCUCUUGAAUUGAUUUUCAUUCGUUCUGUUUUACAAGUGUUUUCUGUUUUAGUAGUAUGCUACUACCAUGAAGACCCUUUUGGACCAAAAGGCCAUAGAUUGCGGCUAUUCUUCUAUGGAGUGUGUAAUGUUAUUUCUGUUACCUGUGCUUAUACUUCCUUUGCAAUUGUUCCCCCAAGCAAUGGGACUAUUAUGUGGAGAGCUACCACCACUGUUUUCAGUGCCAUUUUAGCAUUUUUACUAGUGGAUGAGCGCAUGGCUUAUAUUGAUGUAAUUACUGUAGUGAGUAGUAUCUUUGGUGUUUGUUUGGUCAUGAUCCCCAACAUUGUUGACGAAGAAAAUUCUCUGUUGAAUAUCUGGAAGGAAGUCUUUGGAUAUACAAUGACAGUUAUGGCAGGCUUAACCACAGCUCUGUCCAUGAUAGUAUAUAGGUCCCUUAAGGAUAAUGUCAGCAUGUGGACAGCAUUAUUUACUUUUGGUUGGACUGGAACAAUAUGGGGAGCCUCAACUAUGUUUUUCCUUCAAGAGCCAAUAAUUCCAUUGAAUGGAGAAAGCUGGAGCUAUCUCAUUGGCAUCUGUAUAUGUUCCACCGUGGCUUUUCUUGGUGUCUACUAUGCCUUGAGCAAAUUCCAUCCAGCAUUGGUUAGCACAGUGCAACAUUUGGAGAUUGUGAUAGCCAUGAUUCUUCAGCUUCUUAUACUACACAUCUUCCCCAGCGUUUAUGAUAUAAUUGGAGGAGCUGUUAUCAUUAUUAGCAUAAUUUUCCUUGCGUGUUAUAAGCUAUCUUGGAAAAACCUUAAAAAACAAGAUUACCAGGAAAUAUUAGAUUCUUCUAUUAAAUGAAUACAAAAUUAUUGUAUUUUUAUGUAGUGCAGUGUGCAAUUAAUAUGACUGUGUGUGUAUAGUGCUAUUAACAACAUACCAUGAUUUGUUGUUCAGGUAUUCUACUAAUACAGUUCAGUAGAGUUGUAUGAAAAUGUCUUUUUCAGAUAUGUGAAAAAUGUUUAAAAAUGUGAAAAUUAUGAAAAUCAUAUUCUUAGAUAGUAUACAGAAAGUGCCAAAGAUUAAUAGAGACAGUUUUUGCUAUGAAAAUGGUAUGUCUAUGUAGUCAUCAAGAACUAAUCUAACUUCAAUGGAGUCUUUAUUUUUUUAUCCUUGGAAUCUAGAAAAUAUAAUUUUAUUCUGUGUUUAAAAUAGCAAAGUAAUCUUGGUGUGGAAUAGAGGUAAAUCAUAACAAUCUUAUUCCUUUACUGGUUACAGAAACAAUUGUAUAAAAUUUGUCUUUGAUCUUUGCCAUGUGGUUCAUUGUUAAAGAUAACAUCUGAAUUGUGUACCUGCAGUUCUUCUUUUAAAUAAAAUGUAGUAAUAAUGAGCAAUUUGGUAUUUGAACUGAUGAACACAAAUGACCAUUUUAGGACUUGAUUCAAGACCAGAAAAAUUAUAAUUGCAAAGGAAAAAAUGAAUAUGUAGUCCGAAGAUGAUUGAUGUUGUUAAUGAAAACCAUGUAAAUUUUGUAACAUGUAAUAUUUUAUUAAAAAAUGUUUGUGUGUUUAGGA